Salarias fasciatus (jewelled blenny) is the source of this 2856-nucleotide messenger RNA. It is a transcript of the gene ppap2d, whose product is annotated as phosphatidic acid phosphatase type 2D. The coding region runs from base 339 to 1331 and encodes 330 amino acids. Gene Ontology annotation, molecular function: phosphatidate phosphatase activity. Gene Ontology annotation, cellular component: plasma membrane. The transcript is spliced from 6 exons. NCBI's taxonomy places the organism in Eukaryota, Metazoa, Chordata, Actinopteri, Blenniiformes, Blenniidae. Gene Ontology annotation, biological process: phospholipid metabolic process; phospholipid dephosphorylation; signal transduction. The record is from RefSeq and is a predicted model, not a curated record.
UCUGCUCAGGACGUUUGAAGACCGAACAGCAACGCUCCCUCUCACAAAGUUUGUUGUGAGCUGAGGUUUUAGUCGCCUGCUGGCGCGACCUCCUUUCACCACUUCGCUCCGGUUUUCCUCCACACUGCGGCUCUUUUCAUGACAGACGCGUUACAUCUGCUCCGGAGUGCUGCUGUCAAACUUCAAGCUGACAUGGAUUUGCUGCGCCGAGGAACGGACUGAAACUUUUAGAAGGGAAUAUAUUUUUUUUUUCGUUAUUCUUCUACAAGAAAGAGGAGUGAAAACUACUCUGAGCCACUUUCAAACAAGUUCCAGAGGACUUUUCUUCAGCUGGAAACAUGCAGAUGUUCAAUUCCACCGGCAGUCACACCAACACACUGCCCCGGGACGCGGAGCUGCAGCUGCGGUUAGCUGAUAGCGGAGGAGCCGGGGAGGGGAGGGAGAAUGGAGCCGGGAAUCACUUUCUCACCCAGCCCGAGGAGGACAGCUCGUUUUGCACCAAAAGAAAGAUGCUGGUCGGUCUGGAUGUAAUAUGCCUUUGUGUCGCCUCCAUCCCAUUUUUUGCCUGCGAGUUGAAGGCGGUGACUCCGUACAGACGAGGCUUUUUCUGUGGCGACUCCAGCAUCACCUACCCCUACGUGGAGAGAGAGGCCAUCCCGGACAGCCUGCUGAUCGCUGGCGGCAUCAUCAUCACGGGACUAACAAUCGCGCUGGGCGAAUGCUACCGCGUGCGCUUCCGGGGGGUGCACUCGCGGGCCUUCGUCCGAAACCGUUACGUGUCGUGUCUGUACAAGGAGCUGGGGAGCUUCCUGUUCGGCUGCUGCGUGGGCCAGUCCCUCACCAACAUGGCCAAGCUGAGCGUGGGCCGCCUCCGACCCAACUUUCUGGCGGUGUGUAACAUCACCUAUGCGUCCAUUAACUGCACUCCCGGCAGCUACGUGCCGGAGGCCCCCUGCAGGCAGCCCAAAGCAAAGAUGGUGGAAGAGGCAAGGAAGUCGUUUUUCUCGGGCCACGCUUCCUUCGCCAUGUACACCAUGCUCUAUCUGGCAUUCUACCUGCAGGCACGCUUGUCGUGGCGAGGAGCUCGGCUACUGCGUCCAUUAAUACAGUUCCUCCUGGUGAUGAUCGCCAUCUACACCGGCCUGAGCCGCAUCUCGGACUACCGCCACCACCCCACUGACGUCCUGACGGGCUUCAUCCAGGGAGGGCUGACCGCAUACUGGGUGGCCUUCUACAUCUCCUCCAUGUUUAAGCCCUGCACCCGUCCAGACCUGUCUCCCACCAGCAUGUCCCUGGAGAGCCCACUGUCCAGCCAGCAGACUGUGUGUUAGCAGGUGCUUCAGGAAUCAGGAAAACGGACUGUAGAAAUACAGGCGCAAACAGCAAACAGCACAGGCGAGGAGCGGCGACAGGAGGGAAACCGUAGUUUAAAGAAAGGGAACCACAUGAAGAGAAGGAUACGGUGAACGAGUACGAUCUAAUACACACUACACGUACGGGCGUGAUGAUGCACACACACACACACACACACACACACACACACACACACACACACACACACACACACACACACACACACACACACACACACACACAAUCGCAUUCAUCUGACACAUUCACACACUCACACACACGUGAAAUACAUUGUAAAGCACAAUUGACUAAAAGUCAAACCCGUCCAGUGAAAGAACUGCAUAGUAGUACAGAUAUUUUUUAUAUAUGUAUAUAAAAAAAAAAAUUAAAGUAUAUUUUUCAAGAGGAUUUUUAGAAGCUGCUAACAUUGAAAGUUGCCAGUUUGAACUUGUUUCCUUUGAGACGGAGGCCUUCGGUGUGUGAAUUCUGUUCUCUUUCAAAGCGGAGCUGGCCACUCUUUCGUCUUGUGUAACAGACGUGAACAGGCCAGCCUCCCCUUUGUUUUCGAUCCUCCGCGAAGCCUGGAAAACAUCACCCACCCAGCAGCUGUGAACUGAGACCAUCCGACCUCGGCGAGUGCCGCUCCGGUCACAAAGUGACACGACCGGCAGUGAUGAGGAACGAGAACUGGCAUCCAGUCCCGACUUUCUUUACCUAACCAGACCGCCCUCAUCACCAUGACUAAACUAUAACCUGUAUGUAAGCGAAGAGAAGCAGUAUUUGUGCCGUUAUACAAUCUUGUACUUCUGUCCCGAUUAACCGAGGCAGCGAGGGGAAGAACUCUGAGCAGGUCGCUUAACCUUUACUGCCACUUUUCUGUACUAACCACUUUGACUGUGUCUCAGAGCUGGAGGCCUGACUGAAUUUUGUAACCUCUGACUUUUGCCCCUGGACUCCAAUCUCUGAGCUGCACCUUGAUUUAUGCCACUCUUGACAGGAGCUGUGGGGCUGUGACCCCGGCGGCCCUCCUGCACAACUCAAUUAAUAGCACUUGAACAUAGAUAACAGAACCUUCUAAUUAUAGUCACUAUUAUAUAUUUUAUCACAAAUUUGAAUAAUCAGUGUUUAUUUUUUGUUAUUGUCAAGCUCAUACCCUUUUUUUUUUCUUUUCUUUUUUUUUUGAAUCAAUAAUUAUUCAAACUGAAUGUAAAUAGCGAUGACAUUUUAUAAACCACACAGAACUUCAAGAGUAUUAGUUCAAGUUUUGGACAGUUUUUACAUGUGUGUUUGUAUUUACGUCUGUCGACCAGGUGCAGGGGGUUAUUUCGUGUACCUGUUGUGUAACUACUAGACUGAGCCACAGAUAUGAUCAGAAAGCUAUAUUUUUUUGUGUUCCCAAGUUAUUGUUAUUUGUUCGUUCUGUCUGUGAAUGCCACAUUGGCAAAAAAAAUAAAUAAAUAAAUAACCACUGUACUCAAAAAAAAAAAAAAAAAAAAAACCAAA